UGGUGCAGUGUGAGCCAAUGAGGGGGCUGGGCGUGUAUGUAGCCAUGUCAGCAGAUGGUGAGGAGAGGGAAGUGGAGGCAGAAGCGGCUCAGAGGCGGUAACAAAAGGAGCCGGAGCUGUGGGACUGACAAACAGUCGGGACGAGCUGAGGCGGGUACUUGCUGGUACACAGCAGCCACAACAUGUCAGCCAAGGCCAUAUCUGAGCAGACGGGGAAGGAGUUCUUAUACAAGUUCAUUUGUACCAGUGCCGCUGUGCAGAACAGAUUUAAAUACGCCCAUGUGACUUAUGACACCGACUGGGACCGGCUCACCCAGGAACACCCCUGGCUUCUUACUGAGCCUCUGGUGGUGAAGCCUGACCAGCUUAUCAAGCGUCGUGGGAAACUGGGACUGGUCGGGGUUAACCUUAACUUGGAACAAGUGAAGAGCUGGUUAAAAGCACGUCUUGGACAUGAAACCACAAUUGCUAAAGCCAAGGGGAUACUGAAGAAUUUCCUGAUUGAACCAUUUGUCCCCCAUAAGCAGGAGGAGGAGUACUAUGUGUGUAUCUAUGCAGCCCGAGAAGGGGAUUAUGUGCUGUUCCAUCAUGAGGGGGGUGUAGAUGUGGGUGAUGUGGACUCUAAAGCCCAAAAGCUGCUGGUCGGUGUAGGAGAACGUCUGACAGAACAACAAGUCAAGUCCCAGCUGCUCAUUCAUGUGGCACAAGAUAAAAAAGAGGUCCUCUCCAGCUUCAUAACUGGUCUCUUUAACCUGUAUGAAGACCUGUACUUUACCUACCUAGAAAUAAAUCCACUAGUUGUGACACAGAAUGGAGUGUACGUGUUGGACAUGGCAGCCAAGAUCGACGCUACAGCUGACUACAUAUGCAAAGCCAAAUGGGGUGAUGUGGAAUUCCCUCCACCCUUUGGGAGAGAAGCUUAUCCUGAGGAGGCCUAUAUAGCUGAUCUGGAUGCCAAGAGCGGUGCCAGUCUGAAACUCACUAUCCUCAACCCACGUGGCCGGAUCUGGACCAUGGUGGCUGGUGGAGGAGCCUCUGUUGUGUACAGUGACACCAUCUGUGACCUGGGUGGGGUGGACGAACUUGCCAAUUACGGAGAGUAUUCUGGUGCCCCAAGUGAACAGCAGACGUACGAUUAUGCCAAGACCAUAUUGUCUCUUAUGACUAGAGAGAAGCAUUCAGAUGGUAAAAUCCUCAUCAUCGGGGGAAGUAUUGCCAAUUUCACCAACGUGGCAGCAACCUUCAAGGGCAUCGUGAGAGCCAUUAAAGAUUCCCAGGGCCCUCUGAAAGAACAUGAAGUGAUGAUCUUUGUGAGGAGAGGGGGACCGAAUUACCAGGAGGGGCUUCGUGUCAUGGGGGAAGUCGGUAAGACUACGGGGAUUCCCAUCCAUGUGUUUGGUACAGAGACGCACAUGACCGCUAUUGUAGGCAUGGCCCUUGGUCACAGACCCAUCCCAAACCAGCCUCCAACUGCCGCCCACACUGCCAACUUUCUACUCAAUGCCAGCGGCAGCUCUUCAACACCAGCUCCAAGCCGAACAGCAUCUUUCUCAGAAUCCAGAACAGAGGACAUUACUCCAGCCAAAAAAUCCAAGCCGGCUAUACCCAACGAUUCUACAGCCUUGCAUGGAGCAGCUACAGCAGCCAAGGCCACCACUCUGUUCACCCGUCACACCAAAUCAAUAGUUUGGGGCAUGCAGACGAGAGCUGUGCAAGGCAUGCUGGACUUCGACUAUAUCUGCUCACGCUCAGAACCCUCGGUAGCUGCCCUGGUUUACCCUUUCACAGGCGAUCACAAGCAGAAGUUUUACUGGGGCCACAAAGAGAUCCUCAUACCUGUCUUCAAAAAUAUGGCAGAUGCAAUGAAGAAGCACCCGGAAGUGGACGUUCUCAUUAACUUUGCCUCUCUGAGGUCUGCGUACGACAGCACCAUCGAGACUAUGAAUUUCCCACAGAUCCGUGCUAUUGCAAUUAUCGCGGAAGGAAUACCAGAAGCACUUACACGGAAGCUCAUCAAGAUGGCGGAUGAGAAGGGCGUCACUAUUAUAGGUCCUGCCACGGUUGGUGGUAUUAAACCAGGUUGCUUUAAGAUUGGUAACACCGGAGGAAUGCUGGAUAAUAUUCUGGCCUCUAAGCUGUACCGCCCCGGGAGUGUUGCUUAUGUCUCACGCUCAGGAGGAAUGUCCAACGAACUCAACAACAUCAUCUCCAGGACCACGGAUGGGGUGUUUGAGGGAGUGGCCAUUGGUGGGGACAGAUACCCUGCAUCAACGUUCAUGGACCAUGUUCUGCGUUACCAGGACACUCCAGGAGUUAAGAUGAUUGUUGUUCUUGGAGAGAUCGGCGGCACAGAGGAGUACAAGAUCUGUCGUGGUAUUAAGGAAGGCAGGCUGACUAAACCAAUUGUCUGUUGGUGUAUUGGGACCUGUGCCACUAUGUUUUCCUCAGAGGUGCAGUUUGGCCACGCAGGAGCUUGUGCCAACCAAGCAUCAGAGACGGCUGUUGCCAAAAAUCAGGCCAUGAAAGAAGCCGGAGUAUUUGUUCCACGGAGUUUUGAUGAACUGGGAGAUGUCAUUCAGUCUGUAUAUGAGGACCUUGUUGCUAAAGGAGAAAUAGUUCCAGCUGAGGAAGUGCCACCUCCCACUGUACCCAUGGACUAUUCCUGGGCAAGAGAGUUGGGUUUAAUCCGAAAGCCUGCAUCUUUUAUGACUAGUAUUUGUGAUGAGAGGGGCCAGGAGCUGAUCUAUGCCGGAAUGCCAAUCACUGAUGUCUUCAAGGAAGAUCUCGGCAUUGGAGGAGUAUUGGGCCUGCUGUGGUUCCAGCGCAGAAUGCCCAAGUAUGCCUCUCACUUCAUUGAGAUGUGCCUGAUGGUGACGGCAGACCACGGUCCGGCUGUUUCAGGGGCUCAUAAUUCCAUUGUGUGUGCCAGAGCCGGAAAAGACUUGAUCUCUAGUCUAACGUCUGGACUGCUUACAAUUGGGGAUCGCUUUGGAGGAGCUCUUGAUGCAGCUGCCAAGAUGUUCAGCAAAGCCUUUGACAGCGGCCUUAUCCCCAUGGAUUUUGUUAAUAAGAUGAAGAAGGAGGGCAAGCUGAUAAUGGGCAUCGGUCACAGAGUCAAAUCUAUCAAUAACCCAGACAUGAGAGUACAAAUCCUGAAAGACUAUGUCAAGCAGAACUUCCCAGCCACUCCUUUGCUGGACUAUGCCCUUGAGGUGGAGAAAAUUACAACUUCAAAGAAACCGAAUCUCAUUCUCAACGUUGAUGGCCUUAUCGGUGUUGCGUUCGUAGAUUUGCUCAGGACCUGUGGCACUUUCACACGGGAGGAAGCGGAUGAAUACGUUGAGAUUGGAGCUCUGAAUGGCAUCUUUGUUUUGGGAAGAAGCAUGGGCUUUAUUGGGCAUUAUUUGGACCAAAAAAGGCUGAAGCAAGGACUAUAUCGGCAUCCAUGGGAUGAUAUUUCCUACGUUCUGCCUGAGCAUAUGACUAUGUAAAGACUUGAAAGACACUCCAGAGAGAAGACACGUUUGUUUCGUUAUGUGACUGACUCGCUAUUGCUGCAGGCUUCCAUCACUAUAUCUCCUGCAUUCAAUCAAUGCAAACUAAGUACAGUCGUAGUUGCCGUUUUGUGUCUUAAUGUUACGCUUUUUUUUUUUUUGUUAUGUCUUUCUCCCUGUCCUGGUUCUGUGUUAAAUUUUAUUUUGAUAUGUGUAGAGAUAAAACUGUGCCAUUAACUUGUAUUGAGAGCUGUAUUUAUUAAAUAGGAACAGCAUCCAUG
This is a messenger RNA of Xenopus laevis (African clawed frog), 3775 nucleotides long. It is a transcript of the gene acly.L, whose product is annotated as ATP citrate lyase L homeolog. Gene Ontology annotation, cellular component: cytosol. Lineage: Eukaryota; Metazoa; Chordata; Amphibia; Anura; Pipidae. The coding region runs from base 183 to 3491 and encodes 1102 amino acids. The record is from RefSeq and is a predicted model, not a curated record. Gene Ontology annotation, molecular function: acyltransferase activity, acyl groups converted into alkyl on transfer; ATP citrate synthase activity; catalytic activity. Gene Ontology annotation, biological process: fatty acid biosynthetic process; citrate metabolic process; acetyl-CoA biosynthetic process. The transcript has 29 exons.